CAAUAAUGGCGGCCACCACAAUACUCACUCCGGACCAACGCCUCAGAGGAGGCACGCUAGUAUCAGAGGAAAACAAGAAAGAGCGCAAACAGGGUUGGGAUAGAAAAGAACAGAAAUCACGCAUCUGUCUCGGUAAACAGAUCGGAAGAUGGAUGGCUGUAAAGGUCAGCAUCGGCCUGUCAAAAAACGAAGAUGUUGCAAAAAUGUUGUUGGACAGCUGGUGUUUGAUCAAUAGUUUCUUUGUGGAUGACCUUGAAAACCUUCCUGACAAAGACUGUUCACCAGAUAUGCAGGCAACAAUCAGUGCAUGCUCUCCUCACCUAAACAGUCACAGAAAUACAUGUACUAAGACAACAUCAGCAAUGAUGAAAGAGACAUCCUUGUCACAAAAUAUUGUUAAUGACAGCGGCCAAACAUCAGAUGCUGAUAAUGCUGAUUUGGCUGUGUCUGGUAUAAACGACUCCAGUAUGAAACAUGUAGAGAAGGGUCAGCAAUCACCUGGGGUCUCUGACAGAGCAAUGUUAUCUGAAGUUAAAACCUGUGACGAGGCAACACAAGGAGUAGGUGUUGGCGAGUUAACACCAAGUAUGGGUGAUGUUUCUGAUAUAAAGGAGAUCAAAUGUGAGCCGGAUAUGUACAUAGAGAGGAAGAGAUUUACGGACAGUGUAACAUCACCUAGUACUGAUGAUGGCGAGUCGACUAAAAGCGAGGACAACUCCACAGAUUCUGAGGUAGAUGACAUGUGGUCUGUGAAUGGGUCUAAUGACAAUGAACAAGUCAAAUGUGAUGUUGGGCAGUCGACCAUCGAGAACAGAGAUAUUGUACUGGACCUGAGUUGUAGUGAGGAAGAUGUGGAUGAUGACAAUUUAUCCUCUCACCCUGUCAGAUAUGUCCACCGUAGAAACAGUCCUGUACAGCAAAUCCAUCCUACUCCUUUAAAACAAAGAAAAGCAAGAAAAGCAUCCAACCAAAAGAGUAAGAUGAAAACCGCAGUAUCUACAAGGAAAAGGGCGGCCUCCAGUCCAGAAGGAGGAUACCGUCAGAGUAAGAGAUUACAGAAGAAAGGGCGCCGAUCCUAUGUAGAUGAUAUACAAGAGGCUGAUGAGAGUCAUUCUGUUGAUACAAGCCUUGAGGGUGUCCAGGUGACAGAAAGCCAUUAUAACCUCCACAAAGGAGACUUCAGCAGCGUACAUCCUAAGAAACGACACACCGCCAGGUACUCGGAGGCAGAAAUGAACGAUCACAUAAUCCGUCCACAGACACAAUGUAUCUCCACACAGACCGACAAUAAACGUGGUGAGAGGUCAAAGUCAAAGGUUAAAGACAAGACAGAGAUCAGUAGGGUACCAAAGGAGCAGUAUCACAGUUCUGAUGCAGGCAAAGAACAGGACAUUGACACGUCUUCUGGGAAAGUUCAUUUAGACUCAGAUUAUUUGAAAGAACCAGAACCAGACGAAUCAGAUUAUGAUCCACUUUUAGAUGAAGAUAUGGAAGCAGUAAACCAAGCUGACUCUGAUGAUAAUCUGACCCUAGACGAAGAGGAACCAGUAACAAGAAAAAAGCGAAAGUAUACAAAACGCAAAAAAGGGAAAAAGGAGAUGAUUGAUGGUGAAAGUGAAGGUGUGGAAAAGGGAGAUGAUGAUGGAGAGGAUGACAAGGAGAAAGCACAGCGGGUGGUGAAGAAGUCACGAGCGAAGCGAAAAACACGCAAUAAAGGAGAAAAACUUAACUGCUUGCCAGGUAGCAGACGAUCCGAUAAGUACUUUCCAGAUAUCAAUGUCCAGUUGGAGGAGCAUGAAGAUAAGUAUGAGGUGAUAACCUGGACAAGUCACUGUAAGAAGGAUCGCGGAGUGGAUGUAGAGCAGAAGUCAUUCCAUGGGUACGGCUGUAAGAUGUGUAGUGGUGUGUUUAAAACCACAGACAGGUCAGUGAUGGAGGUCCAUCUGAAGGAACACAUGCAGGGCAAGUUGACGUGUGGCGAGUGUGGGCUGGUAUUCAGCUACUACACCCAGCUGAGGAAGCACCGCCUCAAGUUACAUGUGGAGGCCAAGUACACUUGUGAAGAGUGUGGGGAGCAAUUCCAUUACAUAAAGGUCCUUCACACACACCUCUCAAAGGUUCACAAUAAGAAAGUUUACCAGUGUAAGAAGUGCCAGAUGAACUUCCAGUCAAAUGUUGACCGCAAGGCUCACAGCCUUGAGGUGCACCCUGAAUGCUUUGACAAAUGUACAGUGUGUGGAGAGACUGUGAACAUGACUCUUUGUAAAAAUGCCAUGGAGCGUCACAUGCGUUCUUACUGGUGUCAGCGCACUGCCAGCUCUAUCUGUGAAAUCUGUGGUAAGGAAGUCCAAAGACUGUCCAUCAAAACACAUAUCCGUCGUGUACAUCACAAGACCAAGACACUCCGUUGUGAUAUCUGUGACUUCUCCACUCAUCUAGGUUCAACUUACAAACUCCAUAUGAUGACACAUACAGGAGAACAUCCUGUGAAAUGUUCGUUGUGUGACUUUUCCUGUAUCCGUAGUUACCAGCUGACAUCACACAUGCGGACACAUACAGGCGACAAACCCUACAAGUGUGACAAAUGUAACUAUGCAUCCGCCUGGAACGUCCAGCUCAAGGACCACAAGAAGGCACACUUCAGUGAUGACCAGAUCAACUGUGACACCUGUAACAUCACAUUCAAGGAUCGACGUGGACUCAACAUGCAUAUCUCUAAAGAGCAUGCUAAUACCUCUGUUGCUGACUCUUAUGUGGUGAAGAAAACUCCAACCGACACAAACCAUUAUCCGACCAGCGGAAAUCAAGUGGAUGCAAACUCUUACACAGCGAGGGGUCAUCAAAGUGCUAUAAACGCUUACAGUGGGCAGGGAAAUCCUAGCACAUCAGAUGAUUACAUUGUUCGCGGAAAUCUGGGUGUACAAAACUCUUAUAAUGCUAGAGGAAAUCAUAGUGUAACCGAGGCCUACGUCGCGAGGGGAGGCAACUUAUAUUAAUUCAUAUUUGAUAUGAAAAAAAUAAUUAAUGUUGGAAAAUAUCACUGCCUAUUGUUUAGGGCACGAUACCUAUAGAAUAAUGAAAACUUUGAACUAUUGAAAGUGUUUAUACUAUUGGUCAACUGAAUGACUUUAAAUUUUCUGUGAUUUGGUUUUACUUUCUAUAAGAUAAAGUAUAAUAGGAAGUGUAUAUGAUAUAUGAGAUAUUUUUGGCUAUACCAUAUGGUUAGAUACAGUGUAUUGUUGUUUCACUGGAUGUCUUUGUUAGUGGUGUCUUUAAUUGGCUGUGUAGUUGUUUAACAGAGAUGAAUGGUUUUAUUAGCUCACCUGCCUGAAGGACAAGUGAGCUUAUGCCAUGGUGCGGCGUCCGUCUGU
This is a messenger RNA of Mizuhopecten yessoensis (Yesso scallop), 3371 nucleotides long. RefSeq lists its product as uncharacterized. The transcript is spliced from 5 exons. NCBI's taxonomy places the organism in Eukaryota, Metazoa, Mollusca, Bivalvia, Pectinida, Pectinidae. Bases 6 to 2996 code for a protein of 996 amino acids. The record is from RefSeq and is a predicted model, not a curated record. Gene Ontology annotation, cellular component: nucleus.